Messenger RNA from Trematosphaeria pertusa, 1953 nucleotides. Its product is annotated as HET-domain-containing protein. NCBI's taxonomy places the organism in Eukaryota, Fungi, Ascomycota, Dothideomycetes, Pleosporales, Trematosphaeriaceae. The transcript has a single exon. The record is from RefSeq and is a predicted model, not a curated record. The coding region runs from base 219 to 1940 and encodes 573 amino acids.
UCCAAUCCACCUUGAAGCUCACUCCUGCGAGCACUGCCGAAAGUUGGUCAUCGAUGACACCAAGGUCAGGCUAGGUGAGAACGGCGGCGAAGAAAAAAAACUUCUUCCACUUCGACAUUUCCAUCCCGGAUAUCAGAGAGGCAUCUUCUGAUAAUUGUGCGUUUGCUACUUGGCUUCUCGAGGAAGAAUGGAUCUACCGAUCGGGGAUUCAUCGAAAGAUGCAGCGAGAAUCUACGGCCUCCGAUCAAGACCCCGGCCUUGUCAGCGGAGGAGCUCUAACUGAAAUUCAGGAGCAUGUAGCUGAUGAAGAAGUGGUCGAUGAGAGGACGGUGCAGUGGGCAGUUAGAGAGGCGUUAAUCCGUUUUGAGAACACGCUGCCGCCCCCAGACCAGUCGCAAACGUUACGACACGUGAUCGAAAACAGCGGCACGGGGACGAUUGCGUUGAUGAGACUAAGGCUAGCAUGCUUUUUCUUCGAUUCUAUGGAGAUCAAGUUCUUCGCAUUGUGGGAUGUCAGCAAGAAACGCGUAGCAUACCGGACGAGGAACGGGUUCAGCGUCUAUGCGAGGCGGGACAAUCCUGCAGGAAGAAUGAUCUCUACUCGUCCCAUGGAGCGGGACGCCGGGUCUCAGCAGACUUUCCAAAGGAUGAAAGUACAUCUGAAUGAAUGCCUCUACGGUGAAAGAAGAGGGAAGAAAAUGCACUCGAUCUGUCCCCUUCCGGCGCAGGAUUACAUGCCGACGAGGCUUCUAGAGAUUUGCGGCAGCAACAACUCGUUCAAGAUUCGACUUCGAAGCACGGCUGAAAUGCCGGUGGAGCCGUACAUUGCGCUCAGCUACUGUUGGGGAGGUGACCAGAGAAUGAAAUCUACCUGCGACCAGCUGGACACUUGGAUGAGCGACAUUCCGUGGGACGCACUGUCCCAGACGCUCAGAGACGCGAUAGUCGUUUGCCAUAACCUUCUUUUCCGGCUCUUAUGGGUCGACGCCUUUUGCAUCGUGCAGGACGAUCCGCAGGAUAAAGCGGUGGAGAUUGCGCAAAUGCCAAAUGUAUACCGGAACUCUGUUAUAACGAUAGCCGCCUCACGUGCACAAAGCGUUCAAGAAGGAUUUCUGGCGGAGAGAAUUUCGACUCAGCUUCUUGACCAAGUAUUUCAACUUCCAUUUAAGGGACGUUACUUUUCGGAGGGUGCUAUCACUCUUUUCCGGACCAAGAUUGAGCCGGAGCCUCUAGACACGCGCGGCUGGUCCCUCCAAGAACGUCUCCUUUCUCCUCGAACGUACGAAUUUGGCACCCGACAAUCCCGCUUCAUUUGCCAACACAAUCCCCGAGGCGUGCCCGACGGUUGGCGCGUGAAGCCCGAAGAACACGGCUCCAGGCAAGACAACCUAGAUGAUGUAGCGGUGCUCCAAACGCAGUUCAUUGGCGCGCAGCAACCGCAGGGAAGUAUCAUCGGCACGGAUUUCGAAGAGGCCAUGGAGAAUUGGUAUCAUCUCGUCGGGGUAUACAGCUACAGACGCCUCACUUUCUCCACAGACCGCAUAAUGGCCAUCUCAGGAAUUGCGGCUCGAUAUGGGCAUAUCUUCGGCGAUGAAUACUGUGCUGGGCUGUGGCGCUCCACCUUCUCUCGGGCCCUCUAUUGGAAGGUGCGAUACUCCGAAGACGAAACUUAUCCCCGCCCCACGUCCUGGCAAGGACCUUUCUGGUCAUGGAUAUCCAUAAAUUGGCCUGUAUCCUUUCCCUCUCCAGAUGAGACGGAUGAAGUUGAGCCGCGAGUUUUGCACAUUAAUCUCCAGCUCGCAAACCCGGCAGAUCCUUACGGCGCGCUACUCACCGGUUCCGGUCACUUGACUGUCAGAGGCAAGAUCAACGCUGCAUAUCUUAUGCUUGAGAAGAGCCCCUUCGGAAUCUGGCGAGGCAAGGCUGGCGGCAUGGCGUAGAACGGAAAGGGCU